AAAUUACUAUUGAAGUUUGCUUAAGUUGUUACAAGUUGUUAUUAAAUUAAAAGUCAUCUAGGUUUCGAUCUACCGGACUUCGACAAAUACCGUAUAUAAAAUAUUAUUAUCAUGUCUAGUGCAUUGUGCCCAGAAAUUCCAACCCCUGGAUUUUCUUUUGAGAAUUGUAAACGUAAUGCUACACUAGCAGCAAAGGGUUUUCCAACCCCUAAAGCUACAAAAACUGGUACAACAAUUGUGGGCAUAAUCUACAAGGAUGGAGUAAUUCUUGGAGCCGAUACAAGGGCCACUGAAGAUACCACUGUGUCUGAUAAGAAUUGCCAAAAGAUUCAUUAUUUGGCACCCAAUAUGUAUUGCUGUGGUGCUGGAACUGCUGCAGAUACAGAGAUGACAACUCAAAUGAUUUCUUCACAAUUGGAACUCCAUCGUUUGUACACUGGACGUGUUGUGCCAGUAUGCACAGCCAAUCAAAUGUUGAAGCAGUAUUUGUUCCGUUAUCAAGGACAUAUUGGUGCUGCUCUUGUUUUGGGAGGUGUUGAUAGCUCUGGACCUCAUCUAUUUAGCAUUUAUCCCCAUGGAUCAACUGAUAAAUUGCCUUAUACUACUAUGGGUUCUGGAUCAUUAGCUGCAAUGGCAGUGUUUGAAUCACGCUGGGUACCCAACAUGGAUGAGGAAGCUGGUAAAAAACUGGUCAGAGAUGCCAUUGCUGCUGGUAUUUUCAAUGAUUUAGGAUCUGGUUCUAAUGUUGAUUUAUGCGUCAUUCGUAAGGAUAAAGUUGAUUAUCUCAGAACUUAUGAUGAAGCUAAUAAGAAGGGCAUCAGACAAGCUUCGUACAAGUAUCCCAAGGGUACAACUGCUAUCUUUCCCAACAAAACACAAGAAUAUAAAAUCGAAGUCACAGAAGAGACAGUGACUCCAUAUACAAUGGACACUUCAUCUUAAACUAUUUAUAUUUCUUUAUAAUUUCACAUAUUUUGUAUUCUAAAAAUACUUUUAAUUAAAAAAAUAUUGUGGUAUCAGUAAUUGAUUUGUAUGUUACUUAUAUUUCAUUGCUAAUAAAUUUCUUUUUAAUUUA
Messenger RNA from Nicrophorus vespilloides, 1075 nucleotides. Its product is annotated as proteasome subunit beta type-7-like. The transcript is spliced from 3 exons. The record is from RefSeq and is a predicted model, not a curated record. NCBI's taxonomy places the organism in Eukaryota, Metazoa, Arthropoda, Insecta, Coleoptera, Silphidae. Gene Ontology annotation, cellular component: proteasome core complex. Bases 112 to 942 code for a protein of 276 amino acids.